Messenger RNA from Fusarium odoratissimum NRRL 54006, 3304 nucleotides. RefSeq names its product minichromosome maintenance protein 3. The record is from RefSeq and is a predicted model, not a curated record. Gene Ontology annotation, biological process: DNA strand elongation involved in DNA replication; DNA replication; double-strand break repair via break-induced replication. Gene Ontology annotation, molecular function: single-stranded DNA binding; ATP binding; ATP hydrolysis activity. NCBI's taxonomy places the organism in Eukaryota, Fungi, Ascomycota, Sordariomycetes, Hypocreales, Nectriaceae. The transcript has 3 exons. Gene Ontology annotation, cellular component: nucleus; MCM complex. The coding region runs from base 228 to 2867 and encodes 879 amino acids.
GCCACCUCUGGAGGCCAGGUUUAGCUACCACUUUACGCGAAAGAGACGCGUUCUUUGGAAGGGAGCGCGGGCAGGGCCAGCAAUUUCGAGCAGCCCCCUAGCAACGCCCCGCCUGGUUUACUUUCACCCCUCGAUCUGAUUACCGUACAGUACCUUAACCAGGUUCCAUAUCGGCAUCACUUUUGACCAAGUCGCUCAUUGUAACGACAAUACAAGGAACCGCCGACAUGGAUUCUUUUAUGCUUCAAGAUGAAGGCGUGCGCGACCGCAUACGUCAAGCGGAGGAAUUCCUUGAUCCCAAUGAUCCUCAAGUCCGAAGUUAUCGAUCCGAUAUUAUUCUUAUGCUACAGAAGAACCAGCGUCGAUUGACCGUUAAUCUCGAUCAUGUGCGCAACCACAGCCCGGACCUCGCACAGGGCCUGCUACAGCAACCCUUCGAUUUCACUCUGGCUUUUGAUCAGGCCCUGAAGAACAUCGUCCAAACCAUUCCGCAGGCGCGACCUGACCAAACCGCAAAAGACACCAUUUAUUAUUGUGCUUGGGCUGGCAGCUUUGGCUUGAACGCUUGCAAUCCCCGUACAUUAUCGUCUCACCUCCUCAACUACAUGGUCUCUAUCGAGGGCAUCGUGACUCGAUGUUCUCUCAUCCGCCCCAAGGUCGUGAAGAGUGUUCACUACAAUGAGAAGAAAGACAUGUUUCAUUUUCGCGAGUACCAGGAUCAGACCAUGACCAACGGUGUUACCACUUCAAGCGUCUACCCUCGCGAGGACGACGACGGUAACCCACUUAUUACAGAGUAUGGCUUCUGCACAUACCGAGACCAUCAGACCAUCUCCAUCCAGGAAAUGCCCGAGCGAGCACCUGCAGGGCAGCUCCCUCGCGGAGUGGAUGCCAUUCUUGACGACGACCUCGUCGACAGUGUGAAGCCCGGCGACCGAGUGCAGCUCGUCGGCAUUUAUCGAACGCUGGGCAACCGUAAUACCAACCACAACAGUGCUCUCUUCAAAACGAUGAUUCUGACGAACAAUGUUGUCUUAUUGUCUUCAAAGUCUGGAGGUGGUGUGGCGACUGCAACCAUUACCGAUACCGACAUUCGUAACAUCAACAAAGUGGCCAAGAAGAAGAAUCUUCUGGAGUUGCUCUCUCAAUCGCUUGCCCCCAGUAUUUACGGUCACGACUAUGUCAAGAAGGCCAUCUUACUCAUGCUUCUGGGUGGUAUGGAGAAGAACCUCGAAAACGGAACACAUCUGCGUGGAGAUAUCAACAUUCUGAUGGUCGGUGACCCGUCCACUGCUAAAUCUCAGCUGCUACGUUUCGUCCUCAAUACUGCACCGCUCGCGAUUGCGACAACUGGUCGUGGCUCCUCGGGUGUUGGUCUCACUGCAGCAGUAACUUCCGAUAAGGAGACGGGUGAGCGCCGACUGGAGGCCGGUGCCAUGGUCAUGGCUGAUCGUGGUGUCGUUUGUAUCGAUGAAUUCGAUAAGAUGUCAGACGUUGACAGAGUUGCGAUCCACGAAGUUAUGGAACAGCAGACUGUUACCAUCGCAAAAGCUGGCAUUCACACAUCGCUGAAUGCUCGCUGUAGUGUUGUUGCUGCUGCUAACCCUAUUUUUGGCCAAUAUGACCCUCACAAGGAUCCUCACAAGAACAUCGCACUACCUGACUCUCUGCUCUCACGUUUCGAUUUACUGUUUGUCGUCACAGAUGACAUCGAAGAUACGCGAGAUCGACAUGUGUCAGAACACGUCCUUCGUAUGCACCGAUAUCGCCAGCCAGGAACUGAAGAAGGCGCUCCUGUGCGUGAGCAAGGUGGGCAGUCCCUGGGGGUCUCCGCUUCAAAUCAAACUGAGUCCCAGGGGCCAACCGAAGUCUACCAAAAGUAUGAUGCAAUGCUACACUCUGGUGUCACUAUCACAUCUGGUCGGGGCUCAAACAAGAAGCCCGAAAUUCUUAGCAUCCCAUUCAUGAAGAAGUACAUCCAAUAUGCCAAGACGAGAAUCAAGCCCAUUCUGACACAAGAGGCUUCUGAUCGCAUCGCUGAUAUCUAUGUCGGUCUACGGAACGACGAGAUGGAGGGCAACCAGCGAAGGACCAGUCCUUUGACCGUCCGUACUCUGGAAACCAUCAUUCGUCUUGCCACAGCACAUGCCAAAUCCCGCUUGUCAAACAGGGUGGAGGAGCGUGAUGCGGCUGCUGCAGAGGGUAUCUUACGCUUCGCUCUUUUCAAGGAAGUUGUUGAAGAAUCGCGGAAGAAGCGGAGAAAGACUCAAACGGUUGACUUUGCAUCAUCUAGCGACGAGAGUUCCAGUGAUGACGAAGAUGACGAUGGUGGCAUUGCCAAUGCCACGCAAUCAAACAGGUCGACUUCGAGGGCUACACGCAACAGCAGUCGCCUCCAAGCGAGAGAAGCCAGUGACACUGCCCGGUCCAGCAGAGAACCUGAUGUUCCUGAGGAUGACUCGCAAAGCACAUUGCGACGAUCUAGCCGGCGAACACAAGACCAGUCACAAUCGCAGGCUUCAUUUGCAUCGUCAAUUCCAGCCUCUCAGCUACCAUCCUCGAACCAGCUAGAGUCGCAGGAUGGCGACGAGGACCUUGCCAGCGGUGCUGCUGCACUGGCAAUUGACGAUACUCCCAUCAGCUCUGAGCGACUGACAACCUUCCGAACAGCCCUUGGUCAGCUUCUCAACACAAACCUGUUUGAAGAUGACGCGGCCGAGCUGGACGCAGUCGUGGAGGCAGUGAAUAAAAAGAUUGGGAACCGUCGCGAUGCAUUUGAUAAAGGAGAGGCCACAAAGGCGCUCCAGAAAAUGGGAGAGGCAAACCAGAUUAUGUUCACAGAGGGAGAUCUUGUGUACAAGAUCUAAAUCUUGUAACGUGUCGGCAAUACGAGGCGAUCGACUGGCGUUGGGGAAAUUUUUUUUGGUGCAUCUAUUGGUAGGCUUGGUACUACUAUGAAGUUGAUAACGGCAUGGAUAACACGAGGUUGGUCGAGUUAUGUAGUUAAUGAUUGAUGCCAGGUGAAUAGAAUUCCGCAAGGCCUGUAACGGCCUCUCUCAAUAAUCGAGACUUUGAUUCUGGGAGCUAUGACCAAUUUGUGGACAAUAAGCCUACCUACCUACCUAUGGUUGAACUGAACCCAGAGGAGGAGGAAAAGGCUAGAAUAAGAGAAACUCAACCUUUCCCGCAGAUAUUGAGCCAAGCAUCAAUUGUCCAGGAUGUGCUAAACAAAGAGUCUUUGAUUGAAUUCAUGAGGUGCAUUUUUGAUCAGCAACCAUAAGUUUUGACAAUAUAUAUUCUGUUC